ACUCCUCCUCUUUUUCAGAAGUUUGUGCGUUCCAUGCCAUGGCCAUACCUCUCGGGUCUGGGCACUAUUUUUAUUGUUUGGAAGCCAAACCUAUGUGAAUGACUGGGCUGGGCUGAGCCGGGCUUGGGCUGUUUAGGUAGUCAGGGCUGAGGCGUAGUAGGGUAGCAUGGCCGGCGGCUGCAUGGGCAUAGCAGCGUUCGGUAACCGGUACACACGUGUCCUGCUCCGGGCUGUCCACGGCACCGGAAUCCUUCACCUAUCUCUUUCUCUCCGCCCUUUUGGGAUCCUCCGACCGAAUCAUUGCGCGCAUGCACACUGCCUUCGGUUGAUAGCUCAGCUCGGCACAAGAGAGUGAAACAAUGACACGACACUUCUCGGCGGCGGCGGCGGGGGUGGUGCAGCGGUACUACUGCGGCGGCGCGUGCGACGGCCGGGAGGACGGUGCGGUGCAGGCGAUGCUGCAGUGCCAGCGGGUGAGCGACUUCCUCAUCGCCGCCGCCUACCUCUCCAUCCCGCUCGAGCUCCUCUACUUCGCCUCCUGCGCCGACAUCGCCCCGCUCAAGUGGCUCCUGCUGCAGCUCGCCUCCUUCGCCGUGCUCGGCGGCACGACCCACCUGCUCGCCGUCUUCUCCCACACCCACCCGCACUCAUCCGGCCUCCUGCUCGCCUCCACCGCCACCAAGCUCCUCGCGGCCCUCGUCUCCUUCGCCACCGCCGUCUCCCUCGUCAUCUUCAUUCCCCGCCUCAUCCGCGCAAAGCUCCGGGAGGCGCUCCUCCGCUCCAAGGCCCGCCAGCUCGACCGCGACCUCGGCAUCGUCCGCCGCCGCGUCGAGGCCACCUCCCGCGUCGUCCGCAUGCUCACCCACCACAUCCGGAGCUCCCCGCCGCUCGACGCGCACACCAUCCUCCACACCACCAUGCUCCACCUCGCCGACGCCCUCGCGCUCCACAGCUGCGCCGUCUGGAUGCCUGGCCACGACGCCGGCGCCGAUCUACACCUGGUGCACCAGCUCAGCCUCAGAGAUAAGGGCCCCGUCAGCGUCGUGCUGGGCUCGCAGGCCCCAAUCUCCACGGAUGACACCGACGUGGCUGACGUAAUGGCCAGCGAGGCUGCCAAGGUGCUCAGGCCAGGCUCGGCACUCGCCAUGGCAAGCAGCGGUGGCCUCCAACCGCGGGGAGCCGUGGCUGCCAUACGGAUCCCCAUGCUCAAGGUCUCCAAUUUCGACGGAAGAAAGGCACCAGUGGCGAGCUCAUAUGCCAUCUUGGUGUUGGUUCUUCGCAACAAGCAGGAUGGCGACAGCAGUAGCAGAGAAUGGGGCAGCCAAGACCUGGAGGUUAUGCAGGUGAUCGCAGAUCAGGUCGCCGUGGCGCUCUCCCACGCGGCCGUCCUGGAGGAGUGGCAGGCCAUGCGCGAAAAGCUCGCCGAGCAGCACAGGGCCCUGCUGCACGCCAAGCACGAAGCCAUGAUGGCGACCAAUGGUAUCAACAAUAUCCAGAGCGCCAUGUGCCACGGCAUGCGAAAGCCGAUGUACUCGAUCAUCGGGCUGCUCUCCAUUGUGUCUCAGGUGGAGAACAUGCGCCCCGAGCAGAGGCUCGUGGCCGACGCCAUUGCCAGGACAAGCACCCUCUCCUUGGCACUGAUGAACGAUGUCGCCACGGAGACGUUGACGGUGGAUCGCAGGCCAUUCGGCCUCCACUCCCUGAUCAGAGAGACGAUGAGCGUAACGGGAUGCCUGGCCGGCUGCGAAGGAGUUGGUUUCUCCUACCAGCUGGAGAAUUCCUUGCCGGCGUGGGUCGUCGGCGAUGAGACACGAGUCUUCCAUCUCCUACUGCAAAUGGUAGGUGGUCUGCUUAGCCAGCAGCGCAGCGACGCAGGGCGUCUCUUGUUCUCCGUCAGUACCUGCACAGCGGGCCAAGAGGAUUGCAUCCCGGCGCAGCCAAAUCUAUCUCCAGGUUGCAGCAUAUGUGUCAAGUUUCAGGUUGCGAUGGAAAGAUCAACUGGAUGCAGCCAAUCUCCUGGUAGACCGGUCGGCUCUCAGACCAGCCUGUGCAAGUUUCAGUCUGUGACUGAAAGAUCAGUUGGGUGCAGCCGAUCUCCUGGUAAACCAAUCAGCUCUGAGAUCAGCAUGUGCAAAAAGAUUGUGCAGAUGAUGAAAGGUAGCAUGCGGUCGGCAUUGGAUGGAGAAACCAUCACGCUCUUCCUGCAGUUCCAGCUGCAACAAUCAGGCGUGUGCCGAAGAACCCCAUUGUCCGUUCCUCGCUUCGAUGGCCUGAGGAUCCUGCUCGCUGAUGGCGACUGCAUGAGCCAGGCGGUGACGCAGAAGCUCCUCGAGAAGCUCGGCUGCCAGGUCACAUCAGUGUCGUCAGGACUCCAUUGCCUGGCCUUACUGGGGAGCGCCGACUCUUCUUUCCAGCUCCUCUUUCUUGACCUCGACAUGGAUGCGUUUGAGGUGGCACUCCGGAUCAGGGAGCUCAGGAACAGGUGCUGGCUCCUCAUAGUCGCAGCUGUCGCCGUGAGCAUCGACGACAGCGUCCGUGAGAUGUGCCGACGGUCGGGGAUAAACGGUCUGAUCCAGAAACCUAUCACGCUGGCGGCACUAGGAGCUCAGCUCUACAGAGUCGUUCGGAACUGAUGAUGGAAAUCACGUCAUUGAUCAAAUGCAUGGUGCCUCUUCUAUUUCCAUCACAAGACAAGGAGCUGGGAGCUGACCCACAAGCCUCUUAGAUAAAGCAUGGGAUACUUUGGUGAAAACUUAGUAAUCCUUUGCACAUCUAGUUUCAUAUUGAUCCUGGGAGUCGUUUGCGAGAAUGCAUUUCGGAGGAAGAAACAUGUAAUGCGCGAGAUAAUAAAGGGGCGUGAUAAAACAGCAAGUAGAGAAGGGGCAACAUACACUCACCAGCCACCAGGAAUCCAGGAUAGCAGCAAGAUCUUACAGAGGAACAUGAGAAUCUCCAACUGAGAAUGUAUGUUUUACUGAAGCACGUAAUAUCCCUUGUUAUGCACUGUACUGUUGUAUUGCUGCUGCACUGUACUGGUGGGAGCAGAAAGGAGACCAAUGAUGGAAUAAUUUCAGGUAGAAAUUAACACACGGGGAUGCAAUAUUUCUACAACAAGAGGUUGCAAUCUGCACUGUAUGUUGUCUGGUUCUUGCUGGUCAGCAACGAAAUAAAUAGAUGAAAUUGACGGCACUAGGGGCUCAGCUCUACAGAGUCAUUAGGAACUGAUGAUGGUGUUGAUCUCAAGUAUGGUGCCUGCUCUGUAUCCGCCACAAGACAAGGAGCUGAUCUACAAGAAUCUUUAAGAGAAACAUGAGGAAAGAUUGACAAGAAAUAUUUGUAGUUUCCAAUAGUUUGCACAUAUAGUUCAUAUUGAUUCGGAGUGUAGUUUGCGAGAAUGCAUUUCGGAGGAAGAAAACAUGUAUGUGCGAGAAAACAAAGGGGCGUGAACUAAAAUCGAAAGUAGAGAAGGGGCAGCAUAGACUCACCAGCCACCAGGAUAGCAGCAAGAUCUUACAGAGUAACAUGAGAAUCUCCAACUGAGAAUAUGUAUGUUUUACUGAAGCACGUAAUGUAA
Molecule: messenger RNA, 3574 nt
Organism: Lolium perenne
Lineage: Eukaryota; Viridiplantae; Streptophyta; Magnoliopsida; Poales; Poaceae
Product: ethylene receptor 4-like
Biological process (GO): response to ethylene; phosphorelay signal transduction system
Cellular component (GO): endoplasmic reticulum; endoplasmic reticulum membrane
Molecular function (GO): ethylene binding; ethylene receptor activity; protein kinase activity
Source: RefSeq, a predicted model, not a curated record